This is a messenger RNA of Auanema sp. JU1783, 3234 nucleotides long. The record is from the annotation of a GenBank genome assembly. NCBI's taxonomy places the organism in Eukaryota, Metazoa, Nematoda, Chromadorea, Rhabditida, Rhabditidae.
AUGCCUCCAGCUUAUUACAUGUCCACUCGACAUAUUAUUAUAAUUUUUAUUUUCAUCAGUUUAUAUUUCGAAAAUUUUUGUGAUUCAUGUGAAGUUAAUUUAUCUGCAUUAGAUCUAGCUCCUCAUCAGUAUAAUGGAUCUUGGUUUGUGGUUGCGCGCAAACCACCUAAGUCACAUAGUUUCGUUCCUCAAAACAUAACGUCUUCACUGAUAAAGCUUGAUGUUGAUGGAGAUAUCAUACACAUGACAGAGUAUCACACCAUAAACACGACAUGCAAGCCGCCAUUGAUUGGAACUUGGACGAAGCAAAACAAGGGUUACGAUAUGACUGUAACAGAAGAAGAUGGAAAGAUAUUCAACAUGUCUUUGUUUCCCAUUUUUCAUGGAUACAGCGGAGAACAGAACGAGGAAAUGAAUAUGGUACUGUAUGGAUGUUCCAAGCGUGAUAAAGAUAAAAAAUGUGAACGCGGAGAGGAAUUGGUUAUGGUUAUGUCCAACUCCAGACAUCCUCAAACAUUACAAUUAUUUAAGUCAGCAAAGUUAAUUGAAGACUCCGCUUGUAUAGAUAUUCUUGAAUUCCGUAUUCUUGAGACAUAUUCGGCUUGCGGUGAUGAGGUGGUUGAUGAAGAUCAGAAGCUGGUUCACGCUAGAAUUGAUGAAAAUAAUGAAUUUGUAGAUGUCGAGUGCAAAGUCGGCAACUUCAGACCACCACCGAACAAUAUAUCGAAGUUCUUUGAUGAACCACGCAUUCUUACUGUUGUGGCUUAUAUCGAUCCGAUUCUGAGUUUAGAACAGAUCGCCCAUAUUUCUUGUAUGUAUAUUUCAAAGCAACAUGCAACUUGCGAAUGGAUAAGGCAAAACAGAUGUUUACGGACAGAGCUUUACCAAAAUUUAGAAACCAAAGGAUAUGUGGCUAUAUCUUCGAACUACACAACUAUAGCAGGAAACACGAGUGAGAUCGAUUGGUCUGGAUCGGUCAUUUGGGAAAACGGGGAUGAAUACAUUUCGAUUCAAUGCAUGAAAGUAGAUGAAGACGGCGCUUGCGACUCCAAUAGAGUUUAUGUUUGGUCCGAUGAAGAUCAUAUGGAUCAGCCUACAAUAAACGAAAUAUAUCGGCAGCUUCAAGCUUAUUGUAUCGACCCAACAGAUCUCGUUUUCUUAAAUACUUUUCAUGAAUGCACGGAACAGAUUGAAGCUAUUCAAAGUGAAACGACAGAGGCUUGUGAUGCUUUUUCGAAGUUCCCUCUAACAACUCAGAUACUAGAAGGCGUUUGGUAUUUUGCUGCUGAUUUGAAUGCUGAACCAAAAAUUUUCUUGCAAUCUGCUGUUGUUAAUAUGUCAGCUAACCCUAAUGAAACAGAUGUUCUAUUAUUCCAAUAUUUUGCACAAAAAGAGGUAGACAGUGAAUGUGUCGGACCAGGAGAAGGCUAUGUGACCAUUGCUGCGAACAACGAACUACAUGUCACUGUUCAAUACAGUUAUACAUUUGCUCCGAGCUAUAAGAACAUCAUGAAAUUCAAAUACCAAGUACUGUACAUCGAUAAUCAAAGAGCGGUUUUGUAUUGGUGCUACAAAAGAGAUGUAAAUGGCAACUGCACUCAGCAUGAUGUGAACUUUAUGAUUAGGUCCCGACAUUUCUCACGUAAUGACUUGACCAUGAUUUCACCAUACUUAGAUUGCGUAAAUAUAGACAAAGAAUCAUUGAGAUGGUUUGAUUUGCAUUCAUUGUGUGGUACGGAGAUGGCUGCAACCACGAGACUCAGAAGAGAUCUCAUCACAUUGUCUCACGUGGAUGUACUCUACAUAUUGACGAAUGUUCAAGAACCUCAAUGCCUUAUAUCACAGUUGAAAGGUGUAAAAGCGGAUCUGACUGCGAUGGAGAAAGCCGGCACGUGGUAUUUGGUAUCUCGUUAUGACGAAAUGGCAAUGGAUACAUAUGCUAUGGUUGGCAGAAUCUUUGCAGUAUCUUCCACCACGGCAGUCUUAAAGCUUCGUCAAUCAGCAGCUUUGCCCGGUGAACCUUUAGACUGCUUCACACGUGUGUUCACCAUGAAUGAGUUCAACAAUGGAACCGAUUAUUGGUACGAGUUGCACUACGAAUCAACUACUAAAAACUCAACAACGAUGAUUUUCCGAUUUCUUUUCUUCAAUAGGCACGUGGGCGUGGUGUAUUCUUGUUUAGCCAACAAAGCAGAUGGACAGUGUGAUGAGAAAGCUAUAUACGUCAUUUCUCGUCAUGAAAGUAUUGACCACGCUGAGUUGAUUGUUUUGGAAACUAUAGCCAAGACCGUGUGUGUUUCUCCUAAUGUUCUUUAUCAUACCGCAGUCCACGAUGAUUGUGUGUUCGACACAACGCAACUCAAACAAACUCCUUGUUCUAACGUCCAAGAGGUUGACGCAGAUGCAGAAUGGCUCAAAUCAAACUCCACAGAAAUGAUGUCAAACUAUGGUACGAUAGUGUAUCAUGCAGUUGCAUCAUCUCGAAAGCUGGCUGAUCCGGUAGCAUUCCGUUUUGAUGGAAUAACCUUCCAGAAAAUUAGUGAUGACCCCUCAGGGUGUUUGUCAUCCCCUACUACUAUCGACUUCUCUUCAAGAAAUCAUCUAUUAGGCCGAUUAGGAACUGGUGAAAUAGUCUUACUUCAUCCAGCUGGACUUCGUGAUGAAGUUAGGCUAAAGGAAGCACAGCAAGUUGGAAAUAUGCCAUGUUUGUAUCAGUUGUCUACGCAAGAAGUAACUUGUAGCUUACUGCAGAGGAAAUCAUGCCUGAUUCCUGAGAAGCUGGAAAAUAUUGAUGAGCUGGAAGGACAGUGGUUAUUGUAUGCUUCUGAUCCUUCAUAUGUUCUAAAUCAAAGGUGUUCAAUUCAAAACACCGCGGAAAAUGAUUUCGAUCUGAAUUGCCAUAGCGAGAGCUGGAUCGGAGAAUGCGAACGGGAAACGACGUAUAGGCUCAAACUAAUUGAGAAUGGAAGUUUUGAGUUGGAAGCGAUGGGAGAUGAUGCUCCCUUACGUCAUCCCAGUGAACUGUUUCACAAGGGCAAAUUAAGUGUAACUGCUGAACGCCUUCUGAUGAUUGCUGAUGAUGAUUUCUUUGGUCGUCGCUAUUCCGUUUGGCUCAAGAAGAAUACUGACUUUACUCGUGAUGUUGAAGCGGAAGUUGCAAAGUAUUGUGUGUGGCCCGUCGGCCCUCAAAUAAGAAGUAUGGAGCAGGGCGGUUGUCUUGAAAAAACAAUUUGA